GCAGCGCCGACUGAGGACUCCUCUCCGUCGUCGCCUCCUUCAUUCGAGGACCUAAUCACUGAAGCGACAAAUUUCAGUGGCGACAAUGAAAAUGAGUCAUUGGAAGUGAAGGCCCAGAAAGCACUGGAAUGCCCUUGUGUCGCAGACUUAAGAAAGGGUCCUUGUGGAAAUCAAUUUUCAGAGGCAUUUGUCUGUUUUAUAAAGAGCACUGCCAAGGAGAAGGGAUCGGACUGUGUUAGCCCCUUUAUUGCAUUGCAGAACUGCAUCAAAGCGAAUCCCGAUGCAUUUUCUAAGGAUAUAAUAGAAGAUAAAACUGAAGAUGAAGAAGUUCAAGACUACAAAAUAAUACCCCCAUCAUGGUCUCGAGAACCCAAGCCAAAAGGCGUCUCGAAGCUAUAAGCACUGUUACUUCAUAUUCAGUAUUUCAAGCAUUUGGGAUUUUAGCCUAUAUUCAUACAGUUUAUAAUGUGGGAGUUGAGUAUACUCUUAAAUUUGGUAGACCAAUUACACGUCUGCGAAGCCGAAAAAAUUGGAGAAAAUUGUUCAACAUACGAUAUGAGAAUUGAAUUGUAUGGUCACUGAACAUGUACGAGCACCGGCGAGAGGAAAAAAGAAUUUCAAGAGAUUUCUGGCA
This is a messenger RNA of Asparagus officinalis (garden asparagus), 634 nucleotides long. Its product is annotated as mitochondrial intermembrane space import and assembly protein 40 homolog. The record is from RefSeq and is a predicted model, not a curated record. The annotation marks the transcript as partial. Gene Ontology annotation, cellular component: mitochondrial intermembrane space. Gene Ontology annotation, biological process: protein import into mitochondrial intermembrane space. Gene Ontology annotation, molecular function: protein-disulfide reductase activity. NCBI's taxonomy places the organism in Eukaryota, Viridiplantae, Streptophyta, Magnoliopsida, Asparagales, Asparagaceae. The transcript has 4 exons.